GGGAUUUGGAACGUCGCCUUGUCCUCCCGCCUGCAACCGUCGCUAAAGGCGGUUAUUCGCAUUGCCGUUGAGCUCUACGCUCCCUUUUUCUCUCCGAGGACUCCCGCCGCUCAGUGGAGAACUUUGUAUCCAGCUACUAGGGAAGCUGGUAGCCGCCAGAAUUGGUUGAAAAAUGCCCAGGAGAAAGUUUGCAGAUGAAGAAGUGGUAAUGGGCCGAUGGCCUGGAAGUGUGUUAUACUAUGAAGUAAAAGUAAUCAGUUACGAUGACCAGACACAUCUUUAUACAGUUAAAUAUGAAGAUGGAACUGAACUUAAUCUGAAAGAAAACGAUAUGAGGUCUGUGUCAUCUUUUCGAUUUAGAAAAAGCAGUUCUUCUUCAGGUUCUCCAUCAAGACGCAGUGGUAGCAGGUCUAGAUCAGGCUCUAGAUCUCGUUCACCUGGUCGACCAGCAAAACACAAACGACGUUCUUCCUCACGAAGCAGAGAGCCAAAAAAUGAAAAUAAUAUGAUUGGGGAACCUAAUCUGAUUCCUUUGAAGCUGCAUGAAAAUAAUACCAAUCAGUAUAAUGGAGAGCCAGAAAGCACAGAAGUGAAUUAUUCUUCUCAUGCUAUUUUAGAGCGGCAAAGAAUUGAGUCUGAGCGAGCAAGAGAGCGCAUUCUGGAACGAUACAGUUUACAUCCUAGAAAGGAGGAGAAGAGACGAGAGGAGAUGUAUUCUGAAGAGAAAAUUUUUGAAACACCAAAAAGUAUUGGAAAAGUAUGCCGGAAGACAAAAGAACUAGUAUUUGGAGGAAAAAUUGGUGCCUUCUUUAUGAUAUUUCUUCUGCCUGGAACUGUGUUCUACUUGUUGCUAAUGUGCACACAGAAAGACCCCAGUCUUUUGAAUUUUCCUCCUCCACUCCCAGGUUUCCAAAAUUUAUGGGAGACAAGAGUGUUUGGUGUCUUUCUUCUUUGGUUCUUUCUCCAAGCCCUAUUUUACUUACUGCCUAUAGGAAAGAUUGUAGAAGGGGUACCUCUUUGGAAUGGAAUUAGGCUGGAGUAUAGAAUAAAUGGAAUCUACGCCUUUAUCCUAACAACUGUAGCUGUGGGAAUAUCUCUGUAUUUUGAAAUGGAGCUUUGUUACUUAUAUGACCACUUCCUGCAAUUUGCUAUCUGUGCCACAAUUUUUAGUUUACUGUUAAGCAUUUAUCUCUAUGCCCGUUCCCUGAAAGCACCUGAGCAAGAAUUAUCCCCUGGAGGAAAUUCUGGGAAUAUUUUUUAUGAUUUUUUAAUGGGACGUGAAUUAAAUCCUCGCAUUGGAAAUUUUGAUCUGAAAUACUUCUGUGAGUUACGACCAGGGCUAAUUGGCUGGGCUGUUAUUAACCUGGCCAUGCUUUUGACCGAGAUGAAAGUGCAAGAUCGGAAUAUGCCCUCUCUGUCAAUGAUACUUGUUAAUAGUUUCCAGCUCCUCUAUGUGGUGGAUGCUCUUUGGAAUGAGGAAGCAAUUUUAACAACAAUGGACAUCACAAAUGAGGGGUUUGGAUUCAUGCUAGCAUUUGGAGACUUAGUGUGGGUUCCCUUUCUCUACAGUUUACAAGCAUUCUAUUUAGUGAAUAAUCCAAAUGAGAUUUCAUGGCCUGCAGCUUCUGCAAUUCUGACUCUGAAUAUUGUUGGAUAUUACAUUUUCCGUGCUGCCAACUCACAAAAGAAUUCAUUUCGAAGAAAUCCAAAGGAUUCAAAACUUGCUUAUUUGAAUGUUAUUCCUACUGCAACAGGAAAAAGCCUCCUUGUAUCUGGCUGGUGGGGCUUGGUGCGCCAUCCUAAUUAUUUAGGUGAUAUCAUUAUGGCUCUGGCUUGGUCUCUACCUUGUGGAUUCAAUCAUAUUUUACCGUAUUUCUAUGUCAUAUAUUUUACUGGUUUGCUUAUUCAUCGAGAAGCCCGUGAUGAACAUCAGUGUAAGAAAAAAUACGGUUUGGCAUGGGAAAAAUACUGCCAACGUGUACCAUAUCGCAUAUUUCCAUACAUCUAUUGAGCGACUCCCUGAUGCAGGAUACUCAGUUUCGACAAUGAAAAUUUCGUUGUUGUAGACAUCAUACCUCCUACCUUUGCACUUGGAAUAUAUGUUAAUUGUUCUGGAUGUUCUUAAAAAUACAUUUAGAUAGUGAAUUUGCAGAUUUUUUUUUACCAGCAAACUAAUUGAUGCAGCCUUAUAACUUUUUAACCAUUUGCCAUUUUAAGUGACAUAUUUUUUUUUAUUAAGAAACAAUAAACUAGUUGUAUAGUGCAUGAAAAGUAUCAGUUAAUUUGUAUGCUUUAUGAAUGGGUUGUCUGAUGAGUAAUGUUCAUUUUCUGCCCUGUAGGAAAGAAAACCAAAUUUAGGGUUUAAUUCCCAAUAUUUGCUUUCUCUAUAAUUUUAUUUUGUAUUAUUAGCCAUUCAUAGCUUAAGGGAACCUUGGUCAAAAAGCAUGAUAUAAAAAAUUAACAGUAUACCAAGAUCCAGGGGAAAGCUACCUUCACUAUGCUCAUGCUAAGCUUUUUAAUUACAUUUGUUCUCACUCAGAUUUUCUCCUGUAGUUAGUUUUCCCAUCUGAUUUCCUUAGUGAUUUUGGCAAAAAGGUAGAGCUUAGAGAGUAGUCAUAAUAUAUGACCUUUCUGCCUGAUGAAAACAGGCUCCCAUUUAAGAUCUGAAAAAUGAUUAUAACAUACCCAUGGAAGUCUGUAGCUCAAUACUGUUGUACAUAGUACAGAUUGUUGUAAGGGGAUAUAUAAAAAUGUCCCAUACAGCUCACAUGGGAUGUCUCAGGUUUUGGAAAUAUUAGUGGUAAAAAACAAUAGUGCUACAGUGAUACAGAAAGUAGUGCAAGGUGUGGAAUAUUGUACAAACUGGAAAAAGCAUUUUUUCCUACAAACCACUACUUUAUACCACAGUUUUCCUUUAUAACAUUGAUAGAGUUUGUUUUACAAUGUUUGACUGUAAAUGGAAUUGCUUUUUAAAGUUUGGAUUUUUAAUUACAACCAUUUCCAGUAUUUUUGAAAAAAAAUUGUAAAGUAUUAUAUUACUGUGAAACAGAUUUCAGGAGUUAAUGACUUCAUUUAAAUAUGAUGACAAAUGCAUUAUGAACAUAAGAAUCUGUAUUCAAAUUUUGUGACUUGGCAUUACUACCUCAAAGUAGGUUAUUUUGCCUUUUUAUAUUGUUGCAUAUAGAAAAAAUGCCAGAACUUCAAAUUGCUUUUUAAAUUAGCUUUUUAAUAAGAAAUGGAAAUUAAAGUCAACCACAUAUGAACUAAUGUAUUUUUUUAUAUUUGUGUAUUUCAUAUCUUUUAACUAUAGCUAUGGAGUAUAAGUAAUUCAAAGCUUUAACAAUAACUAAUUUUACUGUUAAAGUUUUUAUCUAAAUGGCUGUAAUCGAUGGAACAAUUGCUAUUUUAAUAUAUAAACUUUGAAGGCAGAGGUAUUGAAAUAAUUGUUUCAAAGACUGAAUGUUUCAUAAUUUUAUAGCUGACAAAAAAAGUAUUCAUUUAAUAGCAAUGUAAAGUACCCAGUUUGGGUACCUAUAGUUUGUAUAUAUGAAUAUGUAGCAUAUUCUUCAUAACUUUUGCUUUCUGUUUUAACAUAGCUUAUGCUACUUCCAAAAUAUUGUGCAGCAAUAAUUACUGUGAAAUAAUUACACAAUAUAGCAGAACCCCCUUUCUUCCUCUUCCCUUUGCAGUACUAUAUUUUAUGUAACCACUGUCUUUUGCUGGGCAUUGUGUGCCUUUGUGGAAAAUGUGAAUUCUCUCUAUUUAACCUAUUAUUUGCCCAAUUUUACAAUAUAAGGACCCUCGCACAGUUGAGUAAUGUUUGGCAACCUUUAUUCCUUAUAUUUUUAGAAGAGCUGUUUUAGUUCUGAACAAAAUCAUUUUUGAAUGAGCUUGUAGUAAUUAAAUCUGGGGUUUGGGGGAAUAGCUAUUCCAAACAUGAUAAUGACAUUUUUUAUUAUGUGAUGAUUAUGCUCUCCACCCACCCCCCAAUCUCCAGAACUUUUGAACUACAUCUUACAUCUUUCUGUUGGCCAGACUGGCUAGAUUUGAUGGAGGCUGUGGCCCUGGCCACUCUUAACAGGGCAUGAAAGUAUAUAUAAGCAAUAGGUAUUAUGGACAUUCCAUGAUUUUCAGGUAUUCUACACAAACUUUAUGAAGGGAGGAAAUUUUUUAGAUAGGUAUAUUGCCCAGGGAAUAUAGUUCUUAAUUAAAAUAAACAGCAGUUUGUCAUGAUUGUUGUUUUUCUUUUUACAUCUAGAAUGUACUUUAGAUUUCACUUCAUGAAAAAUAACUUGCAUUAUUAAAACUUAGUCCAAAAAUUGUUUUGUGCAGGCGGAAUUAUUUACUAAGAAUCUUGCAUCCCUUUCUUGACAGACUUCUAAUAUUUAUUUGUCAAUUAAAUGGAUGUUUACUGCUAUCUUUUAUCAAGUAUUUCCAGUAGAAGCUGCAUUUAUGGCCA
Messenger RNA from Candoia aspera, 4459 nucleotides. It is a transcript of the gene LBR, whose product is annotated as lamin B receptor. NCBI's taxonomy places the organism in Eukaryota, Metazoa, Chordata, Lepidosauria, Squamata, Candoiidae. Gene Ontology annotation, molecular function: Delta14-sterol reductase activity. The transcript has 14 exons. The record is from RefSeq and is a predicted model, not a curated record. Bases 173 to 2011 code for a protein of 612 amino acids. Gene Ontology annotation, cellular component: nuclear inner membrane. Gene Ontology annotation, biological process: cholesterol biosynthetic process.